GGGAAGGAACAACCGCACCAGUGUCCGUCUCUGACUCUGGCCAUUGCUUUUCGAAGCUCGCGCGCGAACGGUUAUUCUCUUUGUAUUACGUCUCGGCGGACGUUUCAAGAAGUCGCAGAGUUGAAAAGAAAUCGGCGCGGUUUAGGUGUUCUUUAAUUUGUGAAAAACACGGGAGAAUUGAAUGAUUCGGUUCAAUUUUAUUUGUAAAAAAUUUUAGAAAUUGUUGCAGGUUUUUUGUUGUGAAUUUAUUAAUCUGUUUUGUUGGUUGAUUUUUGGAUUGUUGAUGGAUUAUUAGAGAUAAAGUGGGAAUUGGAGUUACGGUAAAGGAUUUUUUGGAGCGUCGGAAAAACAGCUGAUACAUAGGUUGAGGGAGAGAUCGUGUAGGAUCAAAGAGAUAAAGUGGGAAUUGGAGUUACGGUAAAGGAUUUUUUGGAGCGUCGGAAAAACAGCUGAUACAUAGGUUGAGGGAGAGAUCGUGUAGGAUCAAAGAGAUAAAGUGGGAAUUGGAGUUACGGUAAAGGAUUUUUUGGAGCGUCGGAAAAACAGCUGAUACAUAGGUUGAGGGAGAGAUCGUGUAGGAUCAAAGAUGCGGCGGUUAACUUUUUGGAGUCCCCUGAUAAUUCUCCUCUUAUCAGCGUACAGGAUCGAGGAUGCUGAGGCCUGCUCCUGCACAAUGUCCCACCCACAGACCCAAUUUUGUCAAUCAGACUGGGUUGCUGUUGUCAGGAUCAACAAAUUCGUGGAGUUCAAUGAUCAUGAGGCUGCUUAUAAGAUCAAGCUUCAGAGGAUUUUCAAGGCUACUCCGAAAGCAGAACACGCUUUAAAGCAACAUCUAAUGCUGUGGACACCGUCUGUGGACAGUCUGUGUGGACGUGUGAAUAUGGAGCCAGGGGAAACUUGGGUUGUUGGUGGUAGGAUGAGUGGUGGAAAGCCCCAUAUCUCACUGUGCAACCUGGCAAUGCGCUGGGCGGAAGUUACCGGCAGACAACGGAAAGGCUUCCGGCAGUUCUACAAUCAUGGCUGCGUUUGCCACAUCUUGUAUACUGAAUGGCGGAACAAAGGCGCCGUCUUCAAUUCUACCGGUGGUAAAGAAUGUCUGUGGGAGAGUGCACCAGGACCAACAGACUGCCAAGAGAGAUAUGGCAUAUGCAAGGUGGGAAAAGCUGGCUGCUCAUGGGAACUUUGCUAUGCAUACAAAAAGUGUGUUGACAAACAUCAACGCGACAGGGACCAGCAACUCGCUAGAGAGCCUUAAUGUACCGACGGAUCGUGAAUGGAAUUGUCUUAAUUCUGCUUAAGAUCGUUAUUUUAUUUAAUGAAGAGAUUUUUUUACUGCGGGGAGUCGGGAGAGUUGAUUAAUUGCACAGAUCAUUGAUGAAGUUCCCAUUUUCUUUGGAUAGCUCUGGAAACUACUUGCCUCUGAGAAUAAUAUCACAGAGCUUUUUCGGUUAAAUUCCACAGACGAAAAGAUGUCCCGAGAAUUUUCUUGAAUUCAUCAGUUUCGGAGAUAUUCACUGAAUGUUAAAAUCAUGAACGAAUGGGGAAUUAGUGUAAUCAGAGCGCAAGGUUCUAUUAUCUGGGGAGAUGAAGGCGUGAUGCAUACAAGUAUUUCUGCGAAAUAAAGCUCAGCUUAUUUCGCACUGUAAAUAUUUAAGAUUUUUUUUUUUGGUUAUUAUUAUUUUCGAUGUAUAUUGAGUAUUUAAAUUAUUCUACCCGGUAACGAGUAGGUUUUAAGUUAUUAAUAAUCGUGAGGUGUUUGGUUUUUUAGUGAAGGAGUGAAAAUUCAAUGUUUUGAUUGAUGAGGGGAAAUUUAUGAUUUUAAAAAGGGUUUUCACAUUUUGUCUCAGAAUUUGAUGCUUUAGAGGGGGUUGGUAACAGACAUAUAUUCGAACACACCAAAAAAAUUUCAAUUUCAAAGUUUCAAUUUUGUACAAUUGCACCGUUGGAAAAAUGAAAUUGAAAUUUCAUGGAUAUUUGACGGAGAAUUUUCAGAAGAGAGACGUCAAAUUCUAUCAACGGGGGAUAAAAAUCAAAAUGUCAGAUUUCAGUGAAAAUUCAAUGAAAUUUCGAAUUUUUGACCAGCAGGAGGACGAGAGGUACCGAAAUCACUUUUCCAAUUCCAAUUUCCAAUCUAAACGCGAAUAUUUCAUAGGGGAGGAUGGGGCAAAACGGUCCCCCUUCAAUUGUCAAUAUUUUCCGAUUCAAUAAUCCGAUUGGGAUGAG
This is a messenger RNA of Diachasma alloeum, 2223 nucleotides long. It is a transcript of the gene Timp, whose product is annotated as tissue inhibitor of metalloproteinase. Gene Ontology annotation, molecular function: protease binding; metalloendopeptidase inhibitor activity. The record is from RefSeq and is a predicted model, not a curated record. Gene Ontology annotation, biological process: negative regulation of endopeptidase activity; negative regulation of membrane protein ectodomain proteolysis. The transcript has 7 exons. Gene Ontology annotation, cellular component: extracellular matrix. The coding region runs from base 587 to 1255 and encodes 222 amino acids. NCBI's taxonomy places the organism in Eukaryota, Metazoa, Arthropoda, Insecta, Hymenoptera, Braconidae.